This is a messenger RNA of Porites lobata, 993 nucleotides long. NCBI's taxonomy places the organism in Eukaryota, Metazoa, Cnidaria, Anthozoa, Scleractinia, Poritidae. The record is from the annotation of a GenBank genome assembly.
AUGUCUGAGGAGUCUCAGAAAAUUACAAAUUCUGGAGGUACUUCGCCCGUGGACUUCAAGGCGAUGUUUGCUGAACUUUUAGAUGAUGCCAAAAGAGACAUUUUGGCUCACGUGCAAGACUCUAUCGAGAAGGUUUAUGCCGAUUUUGAAGAUUAUGAGACCGGCCCUGAGAGCGGUGAAGCGAGCACUGAGUGUUCGGAUACAGCUGUUGUAACGACUGUUGCAACUAAAAUAAAUGAUUUUAUCCAGCCAAAAACGUCAGACCCUGCUGAAGGCUCGGAUGGCGGUUCCUUUAAAUCACUCGCUGAUGAAUUUAGCGUUCUAGAGAAAACUUCACCUGCCAUAGAUGCAAAUUUGGCAGAAAUAGUGAAGAGUCUGCUUACAGAGAAGCUCACAAAAGAAAAGUUGGCCGAGGUACAGAACAAGUACCUCAGACCUGAAAACUGCACUAAUUUGGUUGCACCCAAGAUAAACAAGCAAAUUUGGCAACAAUUACGACAGGAGACCAGAAACAAUGAUUCAGCUUUCCAGAAGGCACAGUCCUUGCUCUUGUCAGGUUUAUAUGCUGUACUUCAGCUGUGCAACAGUGCAAAUGGGGAUCAGAGGAAUGUUUUGACCCAUACAGCAGUCCUGCUGUUGUCAGCAAAUAGAGAGCUUAAUCUGAAACGAAGAGAUCUCAUUCGUCCUGACCUAAACAAGCAAUAUGCUCCUUUAUGCAACCCAUCUACAGCUGUGUCAACAUUCUUGUUUGGAGAUGACCUAAACAAAGAAGUGGAAGAGUUAACAAAGUCACAAAAGCUCAGCAAUAAAGUGACUCCUAAGAGACGCAUGGAACCUUACAAAGUCCCCGCCUCUAGAGGUGUACGUGGUCGUGGCCGCUUCGGUCAUAGUGCUGGCAGGGGAAGAGCCUCCUCUAAUUCUUUUUUAGGUCAAGGCCGGGGCCAUGCUCGGCCCCACCAGAAUCCCAGGACCUCGGCAACCAAGACCCAGUAG